Molecule: messenger RNA, 3225 nt
Organism: Acipenser ruthenus (sterlet)
Lineage: Eukaryota; Metazoa; Chordata; Actinopteri; Acipenseriformes; Acipenseridae
Product: cytosolic iron-sulfur assembly component 2A-like
Exons: 5
Coding region: 62-547 (161 amino acids)
Source: RefSeq, a predicted model, not a curated record
ACGAGGAAGUGAAAGCAGGUCAAUGUGACAGCGGACAGCCGCGCAAUGGCGGAGCUGGAAGAUGGAAGUAGCGUAUGGGCUUGUUUCUUAUACUUUAGCCAAACUUUUCCUGCUGUCGGCUCUUUCUAAGAAGGACAAUGCGCAGAGAUCCAAGAAGAUGGAGGAGAAAGCACUAGAAGUUUAUGAUGUUAUCCGUACAAUCCGCGACCCUGAAAAACCCAACACCCUGGAGGACCUGGAAGUGGUGUCUGAGAGCUGCGUGGAGGUGCAGGAAAUAGGAGCAGAGGAAUACCUGAUCAUUAUCAAGUUCACCCCCACGGUCCCGCACUGCUCUCUGGCUACCCUCAUUGGUCUUUGCCUGCAAGUGAAGCUCCAGAGAUGUUUACCAUAUAAACAUAAGUUGGAGAUUUACAUUUCUGAGGGAACCCAUUCCACGGAAGAAGACAUUAAUAAACAGAUCAAUGACAAAGAAAGAGUUGCCGCAGCCAUGGAGAACCCCAAUCUGCGAGAGAUCGUAGAACAGUGCGUCAUAGAGCCUGACGACUGACGAGUACACCUCUGGAUAAAGGAGGACUGGUCUUUACAGUCCGGAGCUGCUUGUGUCAUUUUUAAUCACCUUACCUCAGGGAUAUAUUUUAAUGGGAUAGGGUUUUGGUUUUAAAAAAAGAGGGAAGAGGUCCAGUCCAGUGCCUCAAGUUUGCCCUCACGAUUGGAGUGUGGCUGGUUUUUGUGGGCUCUGUUUUAGGGUCCCUCUUUAACAUUGAUGACAGUCCCAUUGCUGGAGGGAAGUAGGCAAAUUAAAUUUUUUUCUUUUUGUUAGUGAAUAAAAAUAAAAGAAACUGGUGACGUCUCAAAACUUUAAAACUAACAAAUGGCUCAAUGUACAGCUGGUGCAAAUUCUGCACUGGUGUAAAAGCUUAGUGAUUGUUUUUGCACAGCGUGGAAAGCAAGCUGCAAAAGGAUUGAUACUCCCUGAAAAUCUGUAAAAUAGUUCAACAUUGUGGCAUCAUACAGAGUGUAAGAGGAGUGCGGUUAACUCUGUCCUCUCUCUCUCUCUGUCGGUUGGGUCAUGAUUAGGCAAUGGCAUUUGAUGAAGAGUUACUGGCAGUGGGAGGGCUACUGUAUGCAUCAGCAAGUUAAUAAAUAAGUGGUGGGGAGCAGACAGUCUCUUAAUACUUUACCAGCUAUAUAUUCUGUCAGUUUCACAUCUCUUGUAAGGUACAUGGGCAGUUAGCAGUUUUCUGCAAACCUGACACACUAUCACCAUCAGGGUGCUGAAUAUUGCACCAUUUCCAUCAGACACACUGCUUGACACUUUACUCGUCAUUCGUUUGACACUUCCAGAAUCUUGCAUUUCUUGAGUGCUUCUUGACCCCAUAAAACAGUCAAUCCAGGUGUGAGAACAGUGCAGGUAGUAAUGGUAGCUUUUAUUUUGCUAUUAUGCUUAUGACAGGGUUCCGUUUUAGGGUUCUAUUAGGGGUUCUGUCAAUUUUAAUGUAUAUUUCGAUACAUAGAAAACAUGUAAUAUUGCUGAAAGUGCAGUGCUGCCUAUUGCAGAACAAUGACAUGAUGCAGAAAAUACUAGAUAAGAAUAAAAAAGGCAAGUGGUUUCGGCCUCAAAGCUCUUUUGUUGAGUAGCACAGAAGUAAGAGGCUCAAAUCUCUAAAGGCUGUGGCCAUGAAGUUAAGUGAUUUAACCUUUUAUGUUUUCCCCUUUGAGAAUGCGUUUUGUUAUCCAUGCCUUUGUUUUAUUGUGUGAUUUCCUACUUGGAGGCAUGUUAAUGGGAAUUUCAAAUUGGUCUCAAGGCAAAAACAUAAAAAUGAAAUAAACCAACUGGAAAAACAAUAGUGGGGCAGUUUGCGUUUUUUUGUAGUGAGGUUUCUGCACAGGAUGGUAUGUGCCCUUCUGUUUAGGCAGGAGCACGCAGGUUCACGAACACAAGACUUUCCUUGAUAAAAGACAGUGGUUGGCCUUGACGAGGGUUUUACCUUCAGGAAGUCAAACAAUGCAUUGAAUGCGCGGAUUGCUAUUCUAGACAACGAGAACUACAACAAAGAAAACAAAGCUACACGAUGUUCUCAAGACCUUGGGAUUCUUCAGAAGGGGUUGGAGGACAGUGAAAGGAUCGUUUUUUUUUUUUUAGCUCUGUUCUAAUAAUGUAGAGCAAUUUAGAUGCCCAUGCUAUGCUCAUGGCUAGGUUUAUUGAACCAGAAUAUAUUUCCUAUAACUUUUACUGUUCCAGGCAUCUUCCAUAGGUUCACUUUGUAUCCUUGAAGUUACAUUCAGGUGUUGCUUGUCAAACCUGAUAAUAGCCAGAGUUUUACCGGGUCCAUAAUGAAACAAAAGUGUGCCUAAAGGGAGGGGGAGAAUCACAGUAUACCAUUGUUAAAUUACUUUAGAAUUAUAUCUCCCACCUUGAAGUGCUUUUAUAUUCAGAGGAGAGUAUCCUGCUGUUUGUUAAAAAAAAAAAAAAAUUAUAUAUUUCCAUUUAGCAAUUCAAUGAAGACUGAACAUGUUUAAUUGAAUGUGAUUAUACACAACAGGGCCCACUGAUUGGAAUAAUUGCUUUGUCUGAGUUUUGUCAUAUGUGUUCUAAUUUCUUUAAAAAAUGUAUUCAACCUAUUCAGACACAUUUUUAACAUUUUACCCAGUAAUAAGAAAUCAGCAUGCAACUCUCUAACCAUAAUAACAACUGUGAUAUUCAGUUUUUUUUUGUUGUUGUUUUUUUUAAAGAAAUAUUGUAAACUACUGACCCUGAUAUCCUUUUUGUAUUGUGUUCUACUAAAGAGCCCUCCUUGCUUUCAGAUUCUUUAUUCUGGCGAAAUGCAAUGUCAGUUUCUGGUGUAUUUCAAAAGAUGUUUAAUGCAUGUAUCAUAUCAGAAGCCAUUGGAGUUGUUGAAACUAAUACGAAGGGCAUUUCAAAGUUGAAUUUCAAAAACAGAAGUGGGGGGGGGGUGUAAUACCUGUGUACAUAUUUGAGAAGAUAAUCUAUGCUGCAGAGAUGACCAUAUUGAUUACAUGUGGAAUGUGCAGUAACCCCUUCACACACAAGGGUCCAGACCCAUUUAAAAAAAAUAUAUAUAUCUAUUAUUUCAAUACAAGCUUUUAUGAAUCGAUGUACACAUUUGUACACAGUGAGUAUGCACUUUUGUAACCCUAUUGUAAACGUCUGAUCGCUACUCGUCUGCACUGAGAUUUUUUAAAUAAAGCUAUACUCUGAAGAUA